Mesocricetus auratus (golden hamster) is the source of this 5254-nucleotide messenger RNA. It is a transcript of the gene Mta3, whose product is annotated as metastasis associated 1 family member 3. Lineage: Eukaryota; Metazoa; Chordata; Mammalia; Rodentia; Cricetidae. Gene Ontology annotation, biological process: negative regulation of transcription by RNA polymerase II. Gene Ontology annotation, molecular function: histone deacetylase binding; transcription corepressor activity; chromatin binding. Bases 248 to 1993 code for a protein of 581 amino acids. The record is from RefSeq and is a predicted model, not a curated record. The transcript has 18 exons. Gene Ontology annotation, cellular component: NuRD complex; nucleoplasm.
UCGGGAGAGUGGAACCCAGAAGGGCGUUCAUGUGCUUGAGGUCACACAUGGAGGGGGUGUCGCCGGGGACAGAAGCGGGAAGGCAGGACCUGUCCCAAGGCGGACAGAUUAUGUUUACUUUGAGAAUUCAUCCAGCAACCCAUACCUAAUCAGAAGAAUAGAAGAGCUCAACAAGACUGCAAGUGGCAACGUGGAAGCAAAAGUCGUGUGCUUCUAUAGACGACGUGACAUUUCCAACACACUUAUAAUGCUUGCCGAUAAGCAUGCUAAAGAGACAGAGGAAGAGACGGAGAUGACGGUUGAGGCUGACUUGACUGAGAAGCAGAAGCAUCAGCUGAAACAUAGGGAGCUCUUUCUGUCCCGCCAGUAUGAAUCCCUUCCUGCAACACACAUCAGGGGGAAGUGCAGCGUUGCCCUGCUGAAUGAGACAGAAUCGGUGCUGUCCUACCUUGACAAAGAGGAUGCCUUCUUCUACUCAUUGGUGUAUGACCCUUCAGUGAAGACAUUAUUAGCUGACAAAGGUGAAAUCAGAGUGGGCCCAAAGUAUCAGGCUGACAUUCCAGAUAUGCUACCGGAAGGAGACUCAGAUGAGAGGGAGCAAUCAAAAUUGGAAGUUAAAGUUUGGGAUCCCAAUAGUCCACUUACAGAUCGACAGAUUGACCAGUUUUUAGUUGUAGCCCGUGCUGUUGGGACGUUUGCCCGUGCCCUGGAUUGCAGCAGCUCCGUGAGGCAGCCCAGUUUACAUAUGAGCGCCGCUGCGGCCUCCCGAGACAUCACCUUGUUCCAUGCCAUGGAUACGCUGUAUAGGCACAGCUAUGACCUGAGCAGUGCCAUAAGUGUCCUGGUGCCACUUGGAGGGCCGGUCCUGUGCAGAGAUGAGAUGGAGGAGUGGUCGGCCUCUGAAGCCAGCUUAUUCGAAGAAGCACUGGAAAAAUAUGGCAAAGACUUCAACGACAUCCGUCAGGACUUUCUCCCGUGGAAGUCCUUGACUAGCAUCAUUGAAUAUUAUUACAUGUGGAAAACUACUGACAGAUACGUGCAGCAGAAACGACUAAAAGCGGCCGAAGCCGAGAGCAGGUUGAAGCAAGUGUACAUCCCAACUUACAGCAAACCAAAUCCCAACCAAAUAUCCACCAGCAAUGGCAAGUCUGGCACUGUGAACGGAGCUGUGGGGACCACGUUCCAGCCCCAGAACACCCUCCUAGGGCGAGCCUGUGAAAGCUGCUAUGCCACACAGUCUCACCAGUGGUACUCCUGGGGUCCACCUAAUAUGCAGUGUAGACUGUGUGCAACCUGUUGGCUGUAUUGGAAAAAGUAUGGCGGCCUGAAAAUGCCCACGCAGUCAGAAGAACAGAAGUCUCCCAGUCCUACCGCAGAGGACCCACGCGUGAGAAGCCACCUGUCCCGGCAGGCCAUGCAGGGCAUGCCAGUCCGGAACACUGGGAGUCCCAAGUCCGCAGUGAAGACCCGCCAAGCUUUCUUCCUCCAUACUACAUAUUUCACGAAAAUUGCUCGGCAGGUCUGCAAAAACACCCUGAGGCUGCGGCAGGCAGCGAGACGGCCGUUUGUUGCUAUUAAUUAUGCUGCCAUUAGGGCAGAAUAUGCAGACAGACAUGCUGAACCUUCUGGAAGCCCACUGAAAAGCAAAAGCACUAGGAAACCUUUGUCGUGUAUCAUUGGGUAUUUAGAGAUCCAUCCUGCAAAGAAACCUAAUGUAAUUCGAUCUCCACCAAGCCUGCAAACUCCAACCACCAAGAGGAUGCUGACCGCCCCGAACCACACCUCUCUGAGCAUCCUGGGGAAAAGAAACUACAGCCAUCACAAUGGCCUGGAUGCCUCCAAGAUUCGGAUGGUGAAUUCUCUGGUUUUCGGAAGGGGAGGACAUGAACUCAGAAGCCUGCAACUAGAGACUGUAAAAGAGAUUGCUUUUGUGGCAUCGGUUGGUCAGAGGGCAGAGUCUCCGAGUCUACGGGCUUCAAGUACUUCUGAGUAGUCAAACCAAUAGGGAACAUUUUGCAGAAAUCAAAAACUUACCUGCUGUGUGUCAGACUGAGCUAUCCCUAUUCCCUCCUGUUCUUCAAGACCUGCUACUGUCCCCGCUGGUGGUCACAGCCACGCCUGGAAAGAAGAAGGUGGUCCCUUCGGUGGGAGAGCUCCGUGCACACUCCUUGGAGGCCUAAAGGGGCAGGGAAGAAACUGUCGGAGCUCGCCGUCUGUGUGUGUCUGUGACUCCGUGUGUGUGUGUGUGUGUGUGUGUGUGUGUGUGUGUGUGUGUGUGUGUGUGUACCGGUGGCACCUGGCUUCCUUCCCAGAGACCUUGCUGCCCCAGAACGGACCUGUCUGAGAACCGAGGCAGGCAGGGAGGGAGCCACUAGCCCCCUCGCUUCCCAGUUCCCAACUCCCAGGAGCAGCUAAACCUCUCCGCGGAGGCUGCUGAGAGCCCGGAGCCCCACUGCCCUGCAUGUGUCCAGCCUACUGUUUCAUGCUGUGAAAUUGUGUACAGGAGGUGCCCGGCGUCUUUCUGAGUGGCUCCUCCCUCGGAAUGUGCCAGUGUUUCUGCGGUUCAUCAGGUUUCCCCGCCCUCGCUACUGUAUCUCUUGGCUUUUUCCUCAGUAGGCUGCCUUUCUCUCCUCGCUGGGGAAAUUACUCUUUCUGCAUCCUGUACAGGGUUUGCUCCCACCCUCUAUGGGGCUGCAGGGUCUGGGGAAGCAGAUUGUUCUUGACCUUGGCCAGCCUGCAAGUGACUCUCAGCAUCUGUUUUGUCACUCAGAGAGACUGGGGUAGGACAGGUUUCCCUUCCGUCCUGGGGAGCUCGACAGAGAGCAGGCAUUAAGACAGAGAGCAGGCGUUAAUCGUGCGGAUCACUGUGACAAGCUGUUUGGCUUACUGCCCUCUUCCCUUAUAGCUAAAGCAGCUGACAAGGACCUGUAGCUGGGGUGGAGGGGUUACGAAUCUCCCCCCCCCCCGCCCCUGCCACCCCAUUUUAUUUUGAGUAGACUCUGUUGGGUCUGAGGGGUAGGGUAAAGGAUGGAAAUCCUAUUUGUAGAUAUGAAUCUAUGUAGAUGGCUUUGUGAUGCCUAACCCCUCCAGCUUUUUUUGUGAGCAUAUGUGUUAGGGCCCCUGGAGAUCUCUGCCUACUUUACUGCCCUGGAUACAAGCCUUCAGUGACAUCCUAGAUGGCUCCUCUGUCAGCCUCCACACUUAGCUGCAGUCACCAAAGUUAACUCCCUGAGCAGAGGGCGUGGCCACCUCUCCAUUAGCAGGGACAGGCUGUGGAGGACAGAGUCCCAGCACUGUGACAAGUCAAGUCCGAUCUUGCAACUACCUUGGGUUCUGUGUCCUAGAGCAGCUGGGUGGCUGAUAGGAGGUACUCCAAGCGGAUGGUUGCAAGACGGAGUGGCCACAGCUGGAAUCGACCCCACCCCUAAGAAGAGUAAGUUGUCACAAAAGUGGUGGUGACAUUUGGAAGUCUGUGUGCCAUGCAGCAGAGCGGAGGGGUGUGUGGUUAAGAGCAAUGGCCAGAGUCCAGCUGCCUUGUCCUCUCCCAGGACUCUCUGGGGAGGACUUACUUUUCAUCAUAGGCCUCUCCACAGCUGUGACAAGUUCUCACCACUGCUAGGCCAUGGCCUGGGGCCCUGCAGGUAGGGCCUGGGUCAGUGGCGCUCCGUGAACCAGGUGCAGACGGCUGGCAUCUCCCUGUAGCGUUCCCAUCAGCAAAGACCCAAGAGAUGGAACAACCGGCCAUUUGGGUAUUUCUUCUGCAAAGAAAAAGAAGAGUUUCUGCAACUUUCCGCGUCUGGCCCCACACUGGGUUUAUGUGGCAUACAGACACAGGGAGGAACGCCUGCCUCCUGGCUCACUUUCCCCUUCUGCCGCAUCGAGAAUGACAGCUCACUGUGCUGACAGGUCAGUCACCCCGACUUCUGGGGCUUCGUGCUCUCUACCAAGUCCAAGAGAUCUGGAGGAGGUGAGGCACAGGAGGCCUGUCCUAGCCUAGGUCACAGUUAGCUUGGGGAAGAGCACAGCUCAUUCUGAGCCCCGUGGAUCCAGAAUGUUCCUUAUCACCUUGCUUGUGAGAGCUGGCUCUUGCCGCCUCAUCUUCCCAACAUAACUAAGCGUUUUUGCUCCCCCUGAUAGCUGGGAAGACCCAACAGGCUGAAGGAGUGUUCCAGGGUAAAUAAGACAGAUUCCUAGGGACCCGGUCUUUUGUCUUUGCCUUUCUGAGCCCGCAGUGUUGCGUGUGUGUGUGUGUGUGUGUGUGUGUGUGUGUGUGUGUGUGUGUGUGUGGCAUGUCCCUGUUUCUCGGUGAGCAGAUGAGUCGGACGAACUGAGGCUGUCUUCACAGGCAUACAGUGGUGCUGGGCCCCCUGGGAAGACAUCCCUUCCGUGCUCAAAUGUUGUCACCACUCUAAUAGACUAAGGGAGUGCAAAAGAGGGGGACCGAAGGAAGUUGCUGGCAGCUCCCAUGGUACUGCCCUGUCUGUGGCCCAGUGUCUGUCAUUCAGGGCCCAGCCAGGAAAGCACAACUCGUUUUUAGGGUUCAUACCGAGAAGCAUGAAGAGUAGGGAGGGGAAGUCCAGUGAAGAGGCUGUGUAACUAUAGGCCAGGGCCACUGGGAAGGAGCCAAAGCUGUAAGGGGUCAGAGAAGGGAGAAGGAACUUGGCCCCCUCUUUCCAGCCUGUGGACUUCUGUGGGUGCCCCACACUAGCUGGCUCCAGCCAGAGGCCAUCCUACCCUGGGAGCCUGUGGGCUCAGCCCCCAGCCUGCAGCAGGGACCGGCUGAUGACGAGCAGGCCUGUGGCAGGGACGCUGCCAUGUGCUGUGUCUUCAGAGACUGGCAAUUCCUCGGCAGUGCUUAAGACCUUGGGGAAGGAGGCAGAGGAGUGACCUCCUUAGGUUUUUAGGUUGUUUUUCACCCUCCUGAGGAGGAAAGAGCUCUAUUGGGGGGAGGAGGAGGCCUUUCUUCACAGUCACCCCUGCUUUCCUUUGGAGGUGUUUGCCCACAAAAUCACCAUGCCUUGUACCCCCUUCCAGAAAGCCAUGUUCUGAUUUCUGUGUGACCUGCCUGCCUGUUCCUCUCCUCCAACUCUCUGGUUGUCCCCCUCUACCCCCUGCCGUGAGCACUAACCAGAGCCACCCUCAGUGCUUGGGGAAGCUCUCCCACACGUGCGUGCCAGUGUGGCCUGUCUGUUUGUAGGAGAGCCCAUCUAUCCGUCAGUUUGUAUUGUGUUUCCAAUAAAUUUCUGGAAAUCCU